Rhizoctonia solani is the source of this 3675-nucleotide messenger RNA. RefSeq lists its product as uncharacterized. The transcript has 14 exons. Gene Ontology annotation, molecular function: calcium ion binding. The coding region runs from base 1 to 3675 and encodes 1224 amino acids. Gene Ontology annotation, biological process: transmembrane transport. Lineage: Eukaryota; Fungi; Basidiomycota; Agaricomycetes; Cantharellales; Ceratobasidiaceae. The record is from RefSeq and is a predicted model, not a curated record.
AUGGGUAACAAGACCAGCAAACUGUCCCAGGAGCAACUCGCCGAGCUGCAGAAGAACACUUACUUUGACAAGAAGGAAUUACAGCAGUGGUACAAAGGGUUCCUCAAGGACUGUCCUAGCGGCCAACUCGACAAGCACGAGUUUUCGCGGAUAUAUAAGCAGUUCUUCCCCUUUGGCGACCCGGGCCAGUUUGCCGACUAUGUCUUUAAUGUGUUUGAUAACGACAAGAACGGCACCAUUGACUUUAAGGAGUUUAUCGGUGCUUUGAGUGUUACUAGUCGAGGACGACUCGAUGAGAAGCUGAAAUGGGCGUUCCAGCUGUAUGACAUCGACGGUGACGGAUUCAUCACGUACGACGAGAUGCUCCAAAUCGUGCGCUCAAUAUAUAAGAUGACUGGUCAAAUGGUCAAGCUGCCUGCUGACGAGGACACACCCGAAAAGCGCGUGGACAAGAUAUUCAGAAAUAUGGACCGUGACAAGGACGCGCGACUAACGUAUGACGAGUUUGUCGAGGGCAGCAAACAGGAUCCGACUAUUGUCCAGGCCCUCUCGUUAUACGAUGGGACAAUGAGGGUGCUCUCGGCGGUAGCAGCGCUCGCAGUGUUCCUGCGGGCUAAUGCGACGCCGAACACUGUGCCGUUUGAAAACUGCCUUUCGUCACAGACAUAUACCGAUGACCGAUAUAAUUCCUCCCAGUUGAUCAACGUGACGAAUGUGUAUUCUCAGAUUACAGACAUUGGCGAUGGCAAUGGCAGGCAAUUGCGUCUCAGCUUUAUCUCUGAAAUAGGCUCAGAGCUCGAUGGAUGGUCCAGCGACACCAAACUGUCCAGUAUCGACUCUGAUAUAUUCGACAGUAUCGCGACUAGCGAUGUAUUCUGGAACAAGACGUUCUUCUGCUACCAUAUAGUGCCUCCGGUGCCAUAUGCACCGAGGUCAUACAACGACACAGAUUGUAUUGUUCCCGCCGGACCACUCGCAUUUGGAAUCCAGUCGCCUCUCCCACACGACUACCAACUCGUGACUCUCAACACCCGCGUUCAAGUCCUUGACACCAGCAACCCUGCCAAGGAACUCGCUUGCAUUGAUGUUGCUGUUACCCCAAUCGUUGAUAUCGGUGUCGGCGGCUCAUUUGAUUAUGCGGGUAUUCUCUUUUGGGUCUCUGUCGGUCUUGCCAUUGCCUACUGGCUCAUCGUCGGUCUUGCCCGCAUAGCAGCAGCCUGGAGACGCGGAAGUUGGGACUCGAACCAGCGGUGGGUUUACAUCCGAUGGGCAGGUACCGUUUUGGCAAGUGCCAUCAGCGGAGAGCGCCUCGCUGCAUCACCUGCUCUCUUGCGUUUUGCCACCCCGUCUAUGCGCGAUAUCAUAUUCCAUACUCAGUGGUGUGCCUGUUUAGCCAUGGUUGCCGUCGAAUGGCCCAAUUUUAUCUACCCAAUAUUGUCCAACGCCGCCUGGUCCCAUCUCCUUUAUAACGUAACCAUUAUCCAAGGCGAAAACUCUGCAAAUGAACAUUGGUGGCCUCUCCGAGUGCCCGCGUACACUCCUCCGGAUGCAUUCAGUGCCCAAAUGGAGAACACGACGUCCCCCAUUUACAUUGACCCCAACGCUCCCAAUAGUUUAUUCACAUUCCCGUCAUACCCGAUCGAAAGCGACCGCGGUUUGCCCGCACUUGCCGCUGCGGUCGGACUAAGAGAGCAAGACCUAUUCGGCAUGUGCGUCUCGACGUUUUUGGCCAUCGUCGCUUCCACAUUGGUCAUUAGCGUGUUUAUCUGGGCGGUCGACUGGCUCAUAUCCAGCGUCGCGUCGGGCAAGAACAAUUCCUCUCGUUCCCGAGGAGUACCUGCGAAUGGGGGCGGGGAUGUGAAAGACGUCGUACGCUCGCCUUCACCCGACUCCCAACUCUAUCCAGGCGUCGCGGCCCGAAGCGCCGGACAUGGACACGCCCGUCGUGGAUGGUGGCGCUACCGACUCGGUCAGAGCUCGUUCCACGGCAGCGUCCUGCACGGAAACCUCGUUCGCCUUCUCUUACUCUUCCAUCUCCCCGUAACCAUCUUCUCGUGCUAUCAAUUUACGCUCGGUCGAUCUACGGCGACAACUCUUUCUAUUAUUCUUGCUGCGCUCACCUUUUCGGUGUUCUCGAUCGGGAUCCCGUUAUUUUUGAUUAUCGUGUCACGACGACGCCAACUGGGAAGCUGUUCAGUCAUUGGUGCGGGCCAAAAAAGCGGAACGGCCCAGUCGAUUAUCAUACUCGUGAUCGAGGUAGCCUCGGCUUUGGCGACGAGCAUCUGGCUGCCCUGGGGCAAAGGCGCGCAUAUGAGCUUGAUCAGCUUUCUGUUCUGCGUAUUGAGGAUCAUAAGCUCGGUUUUGUUGGUUAUUCUGAGCCCCGUGGUCGCAAUUGGGGAUUCGGCUGGUGCAUGGAUUGCCUAUGCUAUACUCAUCAUCGCCGGAAUAAUCUACAUCACGUUCAUCGUUGUCCUGUUCUUCAAGAUCCUCGAAGGUCUCGUUCGGCUUAUAUUCAAAGUUUCAUUCGACCGCUCGCACCAUUCAGUCGACACCGGCUUCAUCGGCGCGCUUGGGUUGGCAGGAUGCUGUGGCAGUCGAUCAAAACGCAAACGACGCUCUCGUGGACAUCGCUACCAGCUCUCGGGAAGCAUUUCCGGCAGCUCGAAUUCUAAAGCUGGGUUGAUGGGUCGGUCUUCGAGUGGGUUGGAAUAUCCUACUGCAGGGUACGCACCAGGACCACCAGGCAUGAACGGAAAUCACCCUAUACCCAACGGACCGUACGGCAACUACCCUCCCUCGAACGGUCUUACGUCGUACCCGCCCGGCCCCGCUCCGCAGUCGUACCUCCGACCUGAGCAAAUAUGGCAAUCUUACCAAGAAGCGGAUGAAGAUGACGCGGGGCACAUUAUGCAGUCGUGGAAUAAACACCAGACCUCACCGCCCCAAGGGGCACUACAAGUCCCGCCUGCGUCUCAACCCGGACCCGCAUAUCAACCCGUCCCGACCAACCAGUCUUCGUCCUCCGGAUUCGUGAACAACACGCCUUCGUCCUCUGGGUUCAGCCGCGUCAAGGGCGGCCGGGCGCACUACGACCCGUUGAGUUCUCAAAUCCACCUCCCGCCCGGUGCGCGUCCUCCCGAACAGCCGUCCAACGUGCGCCAGCACUCGCGCACGCGCUCCCAAACGGCCGUCAUCGAAGACGCGGCCCGGCCCGUCCAGCUUGCGCCAAGCACGCUGCCCCUGCCGCAGAUCGCCGUUCCGGACGAGGACGACUCGCCCGCGAGCUCGGAGCCUACCCGUCGUCGGUUUUGGUUUGGGCGGAGCGGCGGGAGGGACGGGAGCCAGGACGAUACGAGUUCGGGGACGGGGACUGGAGAUGGGAUCGCGGGUCCUGGUCGGUUGUGGCCGUUUGGGAAGAAGCGGAGGGGAAGUGAAGCGGAUGUUGAUUGGACGGGUGGUGCGGAGAAUAGCGGAGGGGCAGGAGCAGGCGGCGGUGGUGGUGGGUUGUCGUCAUGCGUAAAGGAGGUGCGAAUGGGAGUGAAGCUACAGGCGUUGGGGGAGGCGAUGAAGAACCUUCCAAACCCUCCUUUUCGGUCAUUCGUCAGCCAAGACCUGGUACGGGGAACAGUGCUAAUUCUGCACAACGCCAAUCGACAAUUGGUUAAGGUUAGGUGA